Pseudocercospora fijiensis CIRAD86 is the source of this 174-nucleotide messenger RNA. RefSeq lists its product as uncharacterized. Lineage: Eukaryota; Fungi; Ascomycota; Dothideomycetes; Mycosphaerellales; Mycosphaerellaceae. The record is from RefSeq and is a predicted model, not a curated record. The coding region runs from base 1 to 174 and encodes 57 amino acids. The transcript is spliced from 7 exons.
AUGAACAUCUUAUACAAUGCUGUUGCAUUGUCUGCCUCGAGUCUCCCUCUCCUUUGCAAACCCGGGCUCAUAACCUAUCAAGCUGAGGAGGGCCGACAGAAGCUACAAGGAAUAGUAGGGGCCAAAGUAGGAACAGCAACUUGGAUUACAUUCCCUACCAGCAGUGAAGACUAA